Messenger RNA from Ilex paraguariensis (yerba mate), 479 nucleotides. The record is from the annotation of a GenBank genome assembly. Lineage: Eukaryota; Viridiplantae; Streptophyta; Magnoliopsida; Aquifoliales; Aquifoliaceae.
GAAAUUAUGGAGGGGUUUCUCAUAAAUCUGAUGUGUAUAGCUAUGGAAUGAUGGUGCUUGAAAUGGCUGGAGCAAGCAAGAACCAUGAAGUUGGAAGGGUCAAUAAGAGUGAAUCUCAUUUUACGGACUGGAUUUACGAGCAUCUCGAACGUGGUGAGGAUCUAGGAAUUGAAGGAGUGACUACUGAAGAGGAAGAAGUAACAUCAAGGAAAAUGGUUUUAGUGAGUUUGUGGUGCAUUCAGACUAAUCCAGCAGACAGACCAUCCAUGAGUAAUGUGGUAGAAAUGUUGGAAGGAAGCCUUCAAUCGUUACAAAUUCCUCCUAAGCCUAUCCUAUUUUCUCCGGCAAGGCAACCGGUAAACUUUUCAACCACGUUAUCAUCAACUUGGGAUGAAAAUAAAGAUCUUCAUUCAGCUGGACAAGAGUAUGAAUGACCCCAUUCGUCAGCAUUUUUCUCUGCAUUUUCUCUAUGUAAUUGA